This is a messenger RNA of Metschnikowia bicuspidata var. bicuspidata NRRL YB-4993, 1155 nucleotides long. RefSeq lists its product as uncharacterized. The transcript has a single exon. The annotation marks the transcript as partial. The record is from RefSeq and is a predicted model, not a curated record. NCBI's taxonomy places the organism in Eukaryota, Fungi, Ascomycota, Pichiomycetes, Serinales, Metschnikowiaceae.
GAGUUCUGGUCCGUUUUCGUUCGAGAUUUUAGCGCAACUUACAUAAGAAACCACAGUCCUCAAGAAAUAGAGCACAAAGUGCUUCUUGGGAUCCCUGCCGACAUGUGUUUUGCCAUAUACUCCAGUAUGCUCAACAUACCGGCCACUGUCGAAAGCCAUACGUAUGAAAGCUUAGUGAGAAAAGCCAAAUUGGCCAAAUUUGAGGGUGGGACCAAACCAGAUUCUGAUCCAGCCGACCGCAUUGAAUUGUCCGAAGUAUACUGGUAUUGCUUAAAGGGCAACGUCCACGUGGCUUCACAAGUUACGGGGCUUUUGAGUCCAGCUUUGAUCGAGAAUUUUGCUCGGAUUUUACAGCUGGCAGAGGGUAUAUCGAAGCACGACGCGCUUGCGAUUUUGUUCAAAAUUACUGAAAGACUUGCAACAAUCUCAAAGGCUGGGUUUAAAUAUAAAGGCAGCCGCUGUCUCGAAGAUUUUGCUAGCGAACAAUUUUUACAUGUCACGAAGCAAGGAAUUAACAUUCUUGCCUUCUUUGAUACAGCUUUCGAACGAUUCACGGAGGAAAGCAUGGAAAAAAACAUUUUGUUGAAUCUAUUCAAUAUGGUUCUACUUGAAGGACCAGAUUACCUCCUUCGUUUACUGUGCUCAGCAUUUGAAAGACAGAAGGACAGAGUCUUGAGUCUUGACGGAGACGCUUUGAAAGAAUACAUUUUCUCAGAGGAAUUUUUUUCCGCUAUCGACUCAGAGACCUUGGAGAAAAGCUUAAACGUUGACUUUCCCAUUAUAAAGUACGAAAAUGAGUAUUCUUUUAUGAACUCCAACUCAAUCUCAGGAAAUGACAACGAAAUCUCAAAUUUGCAAGAAGCCAACCAGGAGCUUACACUGAAGCUUGAGGGGUUGAAAGAAAAGUUUGUACAGCUUCAAAUAACACAUGAGGAGAUUUUCGGGCAGAACUCAGAGUAUGCGAGUAAACUAGCGCACGCACGGGAGGAGAAGGCCUCGUUGCUCAUACGGAAAGCGAAUCUACAGCAAAAAUACAACCAGCUCACGAUGCAAGACAAUUUGAGCAAUACCAUCAAAGCUAAUAAAGAUAUCUCAAUGGAGAAUCAGAAUCUCGAACAGCAAAUAGAAGUCAUGAAGAAAAAGGUGGAAGCGAAG